Molecule: messenger RNA, 1344 nt
Organism: Paramecium sonneborni
Lineage: Eukaryota; Ciliophora; Oligohymenophorea; Peniculida; Parameciidae
Source: the annotation of a GenBank genome assembly
AAUUAAUGGGAUAAAAUUGGGCAAGCCCUUAACUGAUACAACAAAAUCUAGUUGACAACUAAUAAUUCUUAGACUAAGAGAUUUAAUCGAAAUUGACAGAUUCGAAUGGACCUCAUUUAAGACAUCUUAAAAGUUUUUCAAUUCAAGAUGGAUAUAAAGGAAGAAUAAUCAAUUAUGAUUGUUAACCAAAUUUUCUGAAUUUAAAAAGCUUAAAGGACCUCAGCAAUUAAAAUUCAAUAAAUACCAAUCAUUAUUAGGAUAUAUUAACUUAAUUAAUUUAAGGAUUAUAUGAAAUGCAUAAGAACUAAUUUAUUGGAAGAUCAUUCUCAUAUGAAACUAUAACCUAUGAAUUAGCAGCUAAAAAGCUUGUUUAUUUUAAUUUUGGUUUUUUUCAUUCAGUCGAGCAAACGUAGUUUUCUCCAGAAUGUUUAUACAAAUUGCUAUAUACUUAUGAAUCGGAUUAUUGGUUAGUAGCAAAAAUAAUGUGGCAAUUAUUAGUCAAGAAGAGAGAUUGUUACAAUACAGAUAUAAAAAUAUUUGGGAAAAACAUUCUAAAUUAUCAAUUAGAUGAAAUAAAAAUUGAUCCUUAAUUAGGAUAGCCAAAAGAAUUAAUUGAAUUGAUAAAUGAAAUGCUUCCAAUUUAUUGUGGAAGAAGAAAAACAAUAUCUAAAUUAUUAGAUGAACAAUAUUUAAAAUUGGAUAAUUAAGGAAGAACUCUAAUGAAGUAAUUUUAUGAAAAAUAUUCAUUUGGAUCAUAUAUCUUAAAAAUAAUGUAAUAAACAUUUAAGCGUGAUUCUUAGAAAAUAUUUGUAUAUUAUAUAGAUCUUAAAAAUAAAGUUUGUAAUAGGUUUGUCAAAGAAAUAUUUUAAAUAUUACUUACAUAUAUUGCCCUAUAAUUAGUUUUCCAUUACCCAACUUAAGAUAAAAAUAAAUAUCCCUUUUUAUUAAGUACAUUAUCAAAAUGUUUAACAACAUAGUCUAGAAUUUUGAAAGAUAAACUUUAAAUCAUUGAGAAAUGGGAACCUUAGGAUUCAUAAAAUUACAAAAUUCUUAAAGAGUAAAUAUUUUAGUCCCAUAAUUAAGCAUGCAGAUAUGAAAAACAUUUACAUAAAAAGUACUAAGAGGAUUUUGAAAAACUAAGUGAUUUAUCUCUAGAAGAGAAAAUUAAAAUUUUGCAUUUUAAAUUGUCUUAAUAUAGAGCCUAAGCGUCUAAUCCUGAAUCGAUUCCUCAAAAAAUAUUAUUAAAGUUACUGACAAAUUUAAGAGUACAGGAGAAUAUAAAUUGCAAAAAUUUAGAAGAAGGUUUGAUAUAGUAUCUAGAUAAACUAUAAAAUGAAUAGUGAG